CCGGAUGAUGACGUCACGUCGGACCCGCUCCGCCCAGGCGGUGACGCAAAAUGUUGGGGCCGCUCAUUCCGCCCUCCCAGGGCCCGGCCGGCCUGGGGAACGGACCCGAGAGGCUGCUGCUGGACCAAGGCUUCCUGGGAGCAGCGUGGGGCCCCGAGCAGCGCACCCAGGAAGCCGAGGCCGCAGACCGGCGCUUUCCGCAGUGCUCCGCCAAGCCCUUGGUGUAGUACCCGAGCUGAAGAGAAGAUACAGAAUAAGACUUGAGAACAAGAACAAACAUUACACAUACCAAUAUACUUUUUGGAAUGCUAACUACUUAAAGCUAACAACACUGUUGUUCAGAUAAUGCCAUUUAACUUUCCUGGAUAAAACAGUGCGUUUCAAAGUACCAGACA
Molecule: messenger RNA, 395 nt
Organism: Manis javanica (Malayan pangolin)
Lineage: Eukaryota; Metazoa; Chordata; Mammalia; Pholidota; Manidae
Gene: DUS4L
Product: dihydrouridine synthase 4 like
Biological process (GO): tRNA processing
Molecular function (GO): flavin adenine dinucleotide binding; tRNA dihydrouridine synthase activity
Source: RefSeq, a predicted model, not a curated record